AUGGCUUCUCUUGGUGGUAACAUUUUGCCCCUCGUUGGCUUCAACCUUCAUGCAUUCUUUACCGGCAUCACCGGCGGCCUACUUUUCUUCGCCGGUCUUAUCAAGCUUUCCCACAAGAGGGCUUCACAGAAGUCGGAUCAGAAGCGUCAGGAUGAUGAUGAGCCGGGCCUCAUCAGCGCGCUCCUCCUUUUCUGUUAUGGCUGCUUCUUCAAGCCGCAUUCUGGUAGUGGCAAAGCCAACCAGCAAGGCGCCCUCGAGUCCUUCUACGCAGGCCAGGCUUCAGCGGUACGGCUCCCCAAGAUGAUAGGCUUUCAAAUGUACCUAGUAUGUCCCACUGACCAACAUGCUUCCACAGUUGGCGGUGGCACAGGCUGGAAUAUCGAGGCCAUGUCGCAGUUUGUCAACGUCCCUGAAUUCUUCAGCACUGUCUAUCUUGUCGACCUCUCACCGUCGCUCUGCGCAGUAGCAGAGAAGAGAUUCUCGCGCCUCGGUUGGGACAACGUCAAAAUCAUAUGCCAAGACGCUCGCAAAUUCCGGCUGGAAGACUAUGAAAAUGGUCUCUCCGGUCCAGGAUCGCCAGGGUCCUCAACUCCCAAGAGCUACUUUGAUCAGAAGCGUCCCGAGCAUGGCGGUGCUGACUUGAUCACCAUGUCUUACAGCUUGUCCAUGAUUCCUGACUAUUACUCCGUCAUUGACUCAUUGACAUCCCUUCUUUCUCCGGAUGGACUUCUCGGGGUUGUCGACUUUUACGUUCAGUCCAAAGCUGACUUUACUUACCGCAACUGGACGGGUGGUAUGAUCGGCCGUCACGUCAACUACCUCUCACGAACCUUUUGGAGGGCCUGGUUCGAUCUCGACCGUGUUGCUCUCGAGCCCGCCCGCCGAGACUACCUCGAGUACAAAUUCGGCACCGUUCUCACGGCCAACUUGCGCAACACCGCUCUCGGGUCCAUCCCCUAUUACGUCUGGCUAGGCUGUCACAAGAAGCCCUUCUCCUCAUCCAGCCUCCCCGAGGAGAUCAUCCAGCGAAUCGACGCCCUAGCCACCGAGUCCCCCUACCUGCUCCCAUCCGACUCCCACAGCAGCAAAAAGCAGCAAAAUGUCAUCACCGCCAAACUCACCCGCGCGAUAGAGCGCACAGCCCCCGAAAUCCGCUCCAAAGCCUUCGACGCCGCCAUCCAAAACCUCUCCGCCAACCUCCCCUUGCCCUCCUUCUUUUACCAAAACCACCACUGGCGCAUCUACUACGACGACCAGCUCCCAAAACACACCCAAUUCAACAACGAAUACAUCUACGCCUUCACCUGGGAAGACUCCCGCGUCGACCGCGAGAUCCUCAAGCUCGGCAGAGACGACGUCGUGCUCGCCAUCACCAGCGCGGGCGACAACAUCCUCUCGUACGCGUUGCAGUCCCCGGCCCGCAUCCACGCCAUCGACCUGAACCCCAGCCAGAACCACCUCCUCGAGCUAAAAGCAGCCUCCUUCACCGCUUUGUCUCAUGCCGACUUCUGGAAGAUUUUCGGCGAGGGCAAACACGAAAAUUUCCGCGCGCUUCUCAUCACAAGAUUGUCCCCCCACCUCUCCAGCCGGGCGUUCCAGUACUGGCUCGACAACUCUUUUAUUUUCACCAACCCCACGUCCAGGGGGUUAUACGACACCGGCGGCUCCCGCCACGCCAUCCGCGCAUUUAGAUACACCUCCCGUCUCUUUCGCUGCCGUUCAGCCGUCACCUCCCUCCUGAACAGCAAAACCCUCAUCGAACAACGCGAGAUCUGGCACAGCAAAAUCCGGCCUGCACUGCUCAGUCCCCUGGUGAGCAACCUCCUCGUCAGCACGGAAGCCUUCCUCUGGAAAGCCCUCGGCGUGCCAAAGAACCAGCUCGCCAUGAUCGAGGCCGAUCACGGCAGCAGCCGCGCCGUGAAGGUUGGCCUGGCCAAGAGCACGAGGGCGCACGCGAUAUGGCAUUACAUGGUCAACACGCUUGACCCUGUAGUUGAAAAGACGCACAUUGCGGUUGAUAACCCUUACUACCUCGUCUGCAUGACGGGGGGGUUCACAAAGAAAUGUCAUCCUGAUUAUCUAUCCCGCGCUGCGCACAAGAAACUUUCCCAGCCUGGGGCGUUUGAGGGGUUAAGGAUACACACUGAUGAGAUUGACGAGGUGAUUGCGAGAAUGGCGCCUGGGACGGUGACGGUAGCGGUGUUGAUGGAUAGCAUGGAUUGGUUCGACCCGGACACAGACGCGGCGGGAAGGCAGAUUGAAAAGGUUAACAGGGCCUUGAAGACGGGUGGGAGGGUCCUGGUGAGGAGCUCGGCUUUGAGGCCGUGGUACAUCAAGGAGUUUGAAAAGAGGGGGUUUGUGGGCGAGAGGGUGGGGAAUAGGGGGGUGGGAGAGUGUAUUGACCGGGUGAAUAUGUAUGCCAGCUGCUGGGUUUUUACCAAGGUGGAUAACCUGCCGCCGCCGACGCCGGGGGGGAGCGAGGGGGAGCAGAGGACUGGCGGAGAGGAGGUGGAUGUUUGGAGCUUGUGA
This is a messenger RNA of Podospora anserina S mat+, 2529 nucleotides long. RefSeq lists its product as uncharacterized. Bases 1 to 2529 code for a protein of 842 amino acids. NCBI's taxonomy places the organism in Eukaryota, Fungi, Ascomycota, Sordariomycetes, Sordariales, Podosporaceae. The record is from RefSeq and is a predicted model, not a curated record. The transcript is spliced from 3 exons.